Molecule: messenger RNA, 801 nt
Organism: Postia placenta MAD-698-R-SB12
Lineage: Eukaryota; Fungi; Basidiomycota; Agaricomycetes; Polyporales; Adustoporiaceae
Exons: 4
Coding region: 1-801 (266 amino acids)
Molecular function (GO): copper ion binding
Source: RefSeq, a predicted model, not a curated record
AUGGAGUAUCAGAAAGGUCCUCAGGUACGCAGCAGCAAAGGGUCGUCUAUCGUGGUAGAGGUGUGCAUCGACUCAGUGGAAUCGGCCAUCGCGUUCGUGGAUUUCUCGGCAUUGCGACAUCCAGCCUCACGGUGGCUCUUUUCCAGCGCUGCUAACGGAGGUGCUGACCGCCUUGAACUAUGUGGAAACCUCGGGCUUGGAGGGGGGACGACUCCCACACUCGCUCUAUUCAGAGCGGUCAAGCGAGCAGUACCUGGUACUCCAAUCAUGGUGAAUCCUAGUACGCCGCAUGAGCACUGCGCUCGGACAGCAAACCCAGAGCUUGACAUCAUGCUGGAGGACAUCCGCAUUCUGAAACAAGCAGGAGCGGAUGGCCUCGUGUUCGGAGUUCUCUCCGCGGAAGGUUUUGUGGACACAGAUCGUACAACCAGUGGUCACAAACCCGCCGCACCGUCCGCGCUGCCCGCACUUCGCGAUCUUCUGCAGAAGGCGGCUGAACCCACGCACCCCACGCCCGCGAGCACACCCGCGAUCCUCGUCGGCUCGGGCAUCAAUCCGGCAACCGUGCGACCGGUCCUCGAUGCCCUCCUCCCACACGGCCUGCGUGAGAUCCACCUCAGCGGAGGAUCCUGGGUACCCGGUGAGAUGCAGUAUCGUCCACCGGGCAUGGGAAUGGGUGUGGGCGGUGACGGAGAGUGGGGAAUCUGGCGCACGAGUGAGGAGCGUGUGAGGGAGGUGAGGCGGAUUGCGGACCUGGCCUGGGAAGAGUACAUCAACAUUGAGCCAGGUGAAACAUUGUGA